AGAGCCCAUGUCCCUCAUCAAGCAGGAGCACAUGAAUCCCCCACCACGCACCAUCACCCCACUACCACCGCCGACACACCAGAUUACAAUCGAGGAGUAUAAGGAAAGGGUGAAGAGGGACUAUUACCGGAACGCCACAAAAGACACGAGUCUGAAGAAGGUUGUGCUCUCGCUGAUCAAGGAUCGUCCAGGGAUGUGGCAGAACGGCAAUCGGUUUCAGCUUGAGAACUGGCGAGAACUGGGAGUUGAUGUGUAUCAGAGGACUGGACAGAUUUUAACGACAUGCACAGGAUGUUCGUGGUGGGAAAAGCCGUACUCAAACAGAAGAUCACCGUCUGCAUCCGGUACAAGAAAUUGGAUCGCGCCGCUACCGAGGCGGACCUCUGGAAUUGGGAGUUCUACCGUCACUUUCUCUACUACCGUGAGAUGCUCGAUCGGUUUGAGGCAAAUCUUCGCGGCAAACAAUGGACCGGAGAGGAUCAGCCGACCGACGACGAUGACGAUAUCAUCUGUGAUGGGAUUUUCGAGGUGGAGAUGGUUGAUAGAACACGCGAAGCUAAGCAAGAGGAAAAUCACGAGAAUCACGAAGAGUACCACGUCGAGGAGGUCUCGUAUGCUCAGGAUGAGAACGUUUAUGAGCAUCAGCAGCAGAAUCGGCAGAACUACCCAAUGCACGGCGGAAGUCCCUCAAGCAACUACUCCACGAUCUCGGUUGAUUCUGUCAAACGCCGCCGCUCAACCACCGUCGACUCUACCGCCGAGCAAAUCGGUGAAGAAAUUGACCGACUCAUUCAGCUGUACCCGCAGCGUGAGAUGCUCAUUAGGCAGGCGUUCUUCAAAACUAUCUUUGCGUUGGAGGAUGAGACGGUGGAAUUUUCGAAUCUCGGGGAUUUAUUCGAGGAUCUCGCCGAACAGGAGAACUUUAAGAGGCGCCGACGAAGCAGGGCUCAGCGGCUGGAAUAAUAAAUUUUAUAAUUUUUAUUUAAUUGCUAUUUAAUUUUCGUAUCACGUCUCUCUUGCUUAUGGAUUCUUGAUUUUUGAUCCAAUUUUGUCAUAUCACGCGGUCUCACUACCUCGGUGGUAAAUUUGAAUUCACUUGU
Molecule: messenger RNA, 1100 nt
Organism: Caenorhabditis elegans
Lineage: Eukaryota; Metazoa; Nematoda; Chromadorea; Rhabditida; Rhabditidae
Gene: lido-10
Product: LIn-8 Domain containing
Exons: 3
Coding region: 8-997 (329 amino acids)
Source: RefSeq, marked reviewed